AUGAAUUCUGAUUCUGAGCCAGAUUCCCCUAAGCCUUAUUACUUAUAUACACCAAAUAAUGGCAAAAGUCAAUAUAAAACCGGUGAAAGAUUAUUUCCCGUUGAAACAGGUGAUUCAUUAAUUAGAAACAGUCGAUUGAUUCCCACAUCUACUCAUAACUCUUAUUUUCAACCAUCUGCAGUCGCUAAUGGGGCAAGUAGACCAGGUAGCAUUAUGACAAUGCCACCAAUUCAACCACAGCAAACUCAGGCUACUGUUCAAGCGUUACAGCAACAAUAUGGUAUAUCAUCAGUAAAACCAGUAGUAGACCAGCAUGAUAGAAUGUGGGCUGAACUUGAUGUUUUAGAUGAAGUUGAGGUGGCAGCGAAUGAAACUGAAGCUAACACAUCUUUUUUUGGGGAAAUGCAUGCAAAAGUUUUAGCUGAUUUACAAAUUUCUCAGCUCGAGCUUAUCAAAUCCAUGUCUCUUGGUGACAAAAGAAUAGAUAAAGGUCAGUACCAAAGUUUAUGGGAGCAAAAUGAUAUUGAAUCGUUACGUAAUAAUCUUUUUAAUCAACAACACUUCGAUUCGAUAUAUAAACAUGUUUCUAAAACUAUCGAAAAACUUGAUAUUGUUGCCGAAAAAAUGAAAGAGAUAGACAAUGAAAGUCAAGAAAUGUGGAAAUCAAAUUAA
Molecule: messenger RNA, 672 nt
Organism: Magnusiomyces paraingens
Lineage: Eukaryota; Fungi; Ascomycota; Dipodascomycetes; Dipodascales; Dipodascaceae
Exons: 1
Coding region: 1-672 (223 amino acids)
Source: RefSeq, a predicted model, not a curated record